Molecule: messenger RNA, 4005 nt
Organism: Hyla sarda
Lineage: Eukaryota; Metazoa; Chordata; Amphibia; Anura; Hylidae
Gene: ADNP2
Product: ADNP homeobox 2
Exons: 4
Coding region: 286-3243 (985 amino acids)
Biological process (GO): regulation of gene expression
Cellular component (GO): nucleus
Molecular function (GO): DNA binding
Source: RefSeq, a predicted model, not a curated record
GGGGAUGGAGUCUAUUUACAUAUAUGUCUAUGGGAGACAAUUUCCCGGUGUCCUGUACGUGGAGAGCGCCCCCCGGCGGUGUGAACCGGUGACGGGAACAACUAACAUUUCUACAUGGCAGUACCUAACCUUCCCAUCAUUGUCGUGUAUACGGACUGUAGUAAUCAUGGGGGUGGGGUCAGAAUGGCUGAUAACAGCAAGCAAUGGCAGUAUUCUUCUAAAGGCUGAGAUACAUAACUUUAACUUGAAUGGCAGGGUAUGGAAAGUCCAGCACACUUAUAAGUGAUGCAGACACAUGGGGUGGGCCAUUUAGGAUCUAUUCACAGUGCCGCCAAAAUGUUCCAAACUCCUGUCACUAAUCUUGAGAAAAUACGUAAAGCACGGAAAAGAGUAAAGCAGUUGUUGCUACAGAUUGGUCUAGAAGCUUGCAAAGACAAUUUUGAGGAAAUCAACACUUAUAAUCCAGGAGACACACACAAUUCCAGUACAUCAUGGGAGGAUGUCUCGCUUUGGGAAGCUUUUGGACGCAGAAAUGGUUACAGAUCAAAACAGUUCUGCUGUAGUCUCUGCAAUUUCUCCACUAGACUGCUUUCUUCAUUUAAAAGUCAUCUACAACGCUACCACGAAGAUGAGAAGGACCAGGAACUUAUGUCGGCUUGUCCAAGCUGCCCAUACACUUCACAAACAAAGAAUGUUGUAAAGCAUAUGCGGAUAUUUCACUCUAGUGUUCGUAAAGUCCCGUCUGAAAAAGAGAGCCCAAAUACAGUAAAGUCAGUCAAGUUUUCUUGUUCAAAAUGUAACUUUACUGACAAUCUGUAUUAUACCUUGAAAAGGCAUGUUCUUCUGACCCAUCAUCAAGCUGAACUUGAAAAUUACUUUGGGGAAAAGUCUGAAAAUGACCUCAAACUUUCUUCUGUAUUUAAGAUCAGUCCAGAUAGGUUUUAUUGCAAAAAAUGCAGUUGCAUUACUGGUAAUCGUGAUGCUUUGAUGUACCACAUUUUAACAUCGGACAAACACAGAGAUCUGGAACUUAAACUUAGAAAUGAUAUUUCUGAUAUUAGUCGGCCACGUGUUAGAAAACCAUACAAAAAGUUUCCAAGUUCCACUGUAGCUUAUCCGCCUAAACCACCAGUGUUGCUGCAUAAUGCCACACCUGUAGCUCAUCCAGCCACUCAAGAUGUAAAAGUGCUUUCUCUUCCACAGAAUGGUCCUAAUACACCUUUGUUAGGAACACCCAACCCCCCGAUUCAGAAAAUGCUACCAGUAGCCACAGUUUCUGAUCCUGCAGCAGGUUUGGGCCAGAAAAGAUCUACUACGCUUGCUCCUUCUGCUCAGGUCGGGUUUGUUACUGCUCAGCUUCCUCAAAACCAGAGCAUUACCCUUCAAGCUUCUCUUCCUCAAUCUGUCUUCCUGGCUCCAAGAUUUCCUUUGAACCAGCCUGUUACUGCAACUGUGCUUCCUUCAGGAGGUCAGGUUAUCACUGGUACUCAGGCUGGUGUGAGCUCUGGUGUUCUGCCCAUUAACCAAACUUUGACUUUAAAUCAGUCUGCCGUUUUAACCUGUCCACAGGGUUUGCAGUCUGCUGUAAUAAAUAUGAGUCCAGGAGUGAGGCCUAACAAUGUUGCAGGAAAUCAACCUGGCAUUGCUCCAAAUACAAUCCUUACUGCCCCCAUACUUAGACAGCUGAUACCAACAGGGAAGCAAGUGAAUGGCAUACCAACAUAUACACUUGCUCCUCUCUCAGUAACAUUGCCAGUUUCUCCAUGUGCUUUACCUGCUGUUACUCCACCCAAAGUGCCAGUACAGUUGUCUCAGCCUGAUAAAGGGAUUCAGGUUUCAACUUCUCCUGCUAGUGCACCAUCUCCACCUGCUGUAAAGGCGCAAACUGUACCCCCAAAGCCCCCUAAACCUACUGCUGCAAAAAGUCCAGUCAUUGCUCAAUCUAGAGACAAGGAGGCUAAGCAGUGGAAGACAUGCCCUGUUUGCAAUGAACUAUUUCCCCCGAAUGUGUAUGAGGUACACAUGCAAAUUGCUCAUAUAAAACAAAAAAAUAGUCCUAACAAACCAACAGCAUCUUCCACCAACAAAGAGGCAAAGGAAACUGUAGUCAUAGCAGCUCAGGCACCAUUUUUGAAAGUCCUGAAUGAAAGAUCAAUUAGAUGUGUUACUUGCAAGACAUUUACCGAAGAAGCCGAGGUGCUGAAACACCUACUUAUGCAUGGCAUGGUAUGCCUUUACUGUAAAGCAGUGUUCUACGAACUAAGAAACUUUAUCUACCAUAUGAAAAUUCUACAUGUAGACAAAAAGAAGUUGCAUCGUGAUUUUGUCAAGAAAGGUGUCACAAUAUCAAGUGAUGCUAAUGGUGAUCCACGUUUUCCUCAUUUUGAUUUUACCUUUACUGUGUCUAGAGAAGAGAUUGGAGACACAGAGAUGCGUAUUGCAAUAGUUACUGGAGCUAACUUAAACACAGCUACUCCAAUUUACAUCAAAGUACAAUAUAUACCAGAGUCUUGUGGUUCAGAAAAUCAGCAAGCCUCAAAUUGUCCAUUUUGUAAUUGUGCUUUGUCAAGGUCUGAGGUAUAUGAGAACCAUUUGAAAGAAAAGCAUCAUAUAAUGCCCACCGUGCAUACAAUACUAAAGACUCCUGCUUUUAAGUGCAUUCAUUGCUGUGGUGUUUACACUGGCAGCAUGACCUUGUCAGCCAUUUCAAUCCAUCUUCAGCGUUGUCGCAAUGCGCCGAAAGAUAGUACCUCUGGAGCAGAGUUGGUUCCUGAAAAUAAUGGUAAGCAUGUGAAAAAGCAAAACGAUUCUGGUGAUGCUCAGGGAGUCUCCAGUGAAUCCAAGCACAAUUACAAAUCUGGUUCUAGUGCAUCAAGAGACCUGGUACCUUCUAAAAGGAGGAGGCUUGAUGCCAAACCAGAUUCUUUAGAGUCUUUUGAAACGUUGCCUUCUCUUGACAUCCUCGAAAUGAUUCCAGACUCUAGUGCAACGGUGUCUCAUGAAUCUAAGAAAGAGUUUUUGUCAGAGUAUUUCCACAAAAAACCAUACCCCAGCAAGAAGGAAAUAGAACUGUUGUCUGCUUUACUUGAAAUGUGGAAAAGUGAUGUAGCUUCAUUUUUUGGUACAAAACGUUAUAUAUGUUUGAAAUUUCUCCGAGGUCACAAACAGAGAGUAUUGCUGGGAUUUAAAAUGGCUGACCUGAAGAAAGUACAGCAUGACAUAGAGCUCUCGGAAGACUAUUAAGUACAUUUAGUUAACAAUUGGUUGUAAUGCCAUACUCCUGAUCAGAAUGCCGAUGUCUUCUGUAAGUUCUUGCUAAAAAGCCAGGAGGAACUGUUAACACACUUUUAAAUUGUCAGUUUGCAUUUUUGUUUUCCCCUGUUCUGGUGCUCUCAUUUAUCAGCUAUUAAGGUGUGCACGUUCUAAGUGACCUCUGUAUAAGCUUGUCCCUGUCCAUAGGAAUGCUCCAUUCUCUUAAUAUUCUGUUCAGUUUCCCAUUUGUACAUUUUGAUUUUAAAUUGUUUUGUCAUUUUGUAUUUCUGUCUUCAUUCAUGUUUGACAGCUCUAUUAUCACAAUGUGUGCACACUUCAUGGCUAAAAUGUAUGUCGUCGACAGUGGUUUUACUAUGCAGUGUUGGAUAAUGGAAAGUGUAGCACACAGAAUCUGCACUUGUCCAUUAUAGGUAUAUCAGGGUAAGAAACUAGUAUCAUUGGGAUACUGUAUAGUGCCUACAGCACAUGUUGUUAGUAUUGAGUACACUGUGUUCUUGCCUCUGUUGUACACAACGGUUGCUUUUGCCUCUAGUAUGUUAAAUCUGGUGGUUCCCCCCCUGUUGUAACCAAUGUUCAGCCAUAAUGUGCUCCUGUGUUGGAUUGUUUUUUUUCCCUCAAGACUAAAAAAAAACCAAAAAAAAAAAAAACCUUGGAUAAACCUUUAAAAAUCUACACAAUUCUUUAGUAGCUGUCUUUUCCUGGGUGAAGCGUUUUUUUUUUUUUUUUUUUUUU